CGCCAGCGGCGGGUAGGCCCGGGCGACUUCCGGCGCGGACCGGAUGUGGCGCCAUGGAGGCCUGCAGGGGCGCGAGCGAGACUCGGACCGGGACGGCUGAGGGGACUCGGCCUCCGCCGCUGCCUCUCCUCGCGCGGCUCCCCUUCGCCAGCGCCGCCGACGGCCAUGGGGUGUCCGACGCCGUCCCCUACGCCGCGGACCCCAGCGGGGAUUCCUCCGCCUCGCGUGUCUGAGGGUGCCGGGACGAGACCCCCGAGGGGAGCGGCAGAUUUCACGGAAUGAGUCAUCGGACACUCAGCGAACAGUGCAAUAGAAUUGGGGUUGUAGAACCAACCAGAAGUCAGAAGAAAAAAGAACUUAAGCAAAACAUAAGUGUUGAUAUGGCAGAGGCUGCUUGCUGUUGAAGCUUUUGGAAAGGACUGGCCGAUAUGACUGUACCCAUGAGAUGCCCACAGGCAGGCGUUCUCCUUCGAGCGGCCCUCCUCCACUAGGCCUGCCAUGACUGCAUUCUUCACCAGCGCCCCCAACUGGAUUCAAGAUGCAAAGCAGGAGGAGGAGGAGACCGGCUGGAAAUUAGUGCCCAGACCCAAGAGUGAGAGCCAAGGGAAGUGCCAGUAUGAGCUGUCGGGAGUCUCCCUCCCCGGGGUGGAGAAGCUGAGGGCGGCCUCGGAGCAGAGGCCCUAUUGCUGCCCCCAGCUGCACUGCGGCAAGGCCUUUGCCUCCAAGUACAAGCUCUACAGGCACCUGGCCACCCACUCUGCUCAGAAGCCCCACCAAUGCAUGUACUGUGAGAAGAUGUUCCACCGCAAGGACCACCUCCGCAACCACCUUCAGACGCACGACCCGAACAAAGAGGCCCUCCAUUGCCCGGAGUGCGGGAAGAACUACAACACCAAGCUCGGCUACCGGCGCCACCUCGCCAUGCACGCCGCGGCCAGCGGCGACCUCAGCUGCAAGGUGUGCCUGCAGAUGUUCGAGAGCACCCAGGUCCUCCUGGAGCACCUGAAGGCCCACUCCCGCAGGCCAUCGGGCAGCGUGAAGGAGAAGAAACACCCUUGCGACCACUGCGACCGGCGCUUCUACACCCGGAAGGACGUGCGCAGGCACCUGGUGGUUCACACCGGCCGGAAGGACUUCUUGUGCCAAUACUGCGCUCAGCGCUUCGGCCGGAAAGACCACCUCACCAGACACAUGAAGAAGAGCCAUUCCCAAGAACUGCUGAAGAUCAAGACGGAGCCGGUGGACAUGAUGGGGCUGCUCAGCUGCAACUCGGCUGUGUCGGUGAAGGAGGAGCUGAGCCCUGUCUUGUGCAUGGCGUCCCGGGACAUGAUGAGCAGUAAGAGUUUCCCCGGGAUGCUGCCCAUGGGCAUGUACGGGGCACACGUCCCCGCCAUGCCCAGCUCAGGGAUGCCCCAGUCGUUGGUCCCCAACUCUUUGCCCAUGGGAAUGAGCUACCCCCUGGAACCGUCGUCCUCCCCGUCACAGCCUCCUCCCAAGUACCAGCUUGGAUCUACCUCAUAUUUGCCUGACAAGCUCCCCAAAGUAGAAGUGGACAGUUGUCUGGCAGAGCUCCCCGGGGGCCUUUCUCUCGGUUCCGGCGAGCCCCUGCCGUCUUCUCCGCAGCCAGCCCUCCUGGAGGACGCGUUGCUCUCGAAGAGCCCUGCUCUGCUUUCCGAGGCCCUCUGUGCUGCUAACAUGGAUUUCUCUCACCUCCUGGGCUUCCUCCCCUUGAACCUUCCGUCAUGUGCCCCGCCGGUGUCCUCCGGGGGGCUGGUCAUGGGCUAUUCACAGGGAGACACCCAGUCGCUUCUCGCCUCCUUGCCACCCCAAGAGUCGCCGGGAGCCGCCGCCUCCCUCGGCUUCGGGGCCCUCCAUUCGUUGCCCUCCAUGUUCUCUCCCGGCUUGGGCACGACCACCUUGCCUCGCUUUCACCAAGCGUUCCAGUGAGAAGGGGCGGAGCUUCCCUGGGCAUGUGGACAGGGUACGGCCGAGGUGCCCAGAUGCCUUUCCUACCUCAGGCUGGGAAAAGCUGGAGGGAAGAGUGCUGGUGGACCGGAACUGUUGCACGCCCUCCGGUGUGUGCCCCGGUCCCGGACAGCGAGUAGACAGCAGCAGUUAGAAUUUCAGGUAUUUUUCUAAUGUGUCCUUCGAACCAAGAGCCACACUUUGUGCCAACCUUCGCAGGGGCCCUCCUGCUGCAGGAGGAGAUGGGAUCCCGGUCUGUCCCUAGUCCGGGCCGGUCACUUCGGCGCCUGUGUCUCAAUUCCCCAGACAGAGUCUCUCUUGCCUUGCUGACACCUUUCACCCCCUCCGCCGACUGUACCCAAGUCGCUGGCUCUAUGGCAUGCAGCUCAGGCACCGUGUUGUGUUUUUCCUGUUGUCGUUAAGACUCCCGUUUCUGCCAAACCUGGGUUCUCUUUCCUCCACCAUUACAAAUCGAGAAGCACCGAGAACACGAAGCAGUCCCUGUUUCCGGUGUACCUGAUCGCUGUUUACACAAUGAAGUCGGGCGGCGCUGAUUUCAUUUCACUUCUACUUCCAUUUCUUCCCCUGUGGGGAAAUAAACUGACUUUAGAUUGCCUCUGCUGUGGCCCGUUCAUCCGACUGCCCUGUGAAUAUUUUCUGUUCAUCUCAGUGCAGGCCAGACGGGCCUGCGACUUAACAAAUCCCGCUUGCUCUUGUGUAUGCAAAAGCAGCGUUUCCUGGAGUAUUAUGGGUAGGAAGAGAUAAGUAGGCAGUGCGGAGUGGCCAAGGGCUGGUCUGCUCUUAUGACAUAUCAUAGCUUGGCUGACUGGGGCUUGUUCCCACCUUAUCUGUUGGUGGGGUCUGCCAUUCUGCUGUCCUGGUAAUCGGCAUAACUAAGACUUUCUUAUGCUGACUGUUGUGGGUUUUCCAGGCUGCGUGGCUGUGGUCUGGUCGUUUUCGUGACAAACAUUUUCCCCACGUUAGGAACAGAAACGACCGGACCACGGCCACGCAGCUUGGAAAACCCACAACAGCCCGUUGAGUCUGGCCAUGAAAGCUCUCAACAGCAGGCUGUCUCUUGCGUCAACAGGACUGCGUGGCAGCACAGCCGCAAAGAAGCUGGGCACAAGUCCCUCUGAGAAGGUUGCUUGGUCCUAGCUUCCAUGUGCCUAUAGGGUAUUAUUUGCUGGAGGAAACCACUAGGCCUUGCUUUGUUAUAACCACUGCUGCUCUGACAAACCCUGCCCACUGGACCUGGUGUGGGAGUGGUUCUGCCGCUGGUGUGACUCAGCCUCCCCAGCGCAUGCCACUGAGCCCCAAGGGAGCCUGAGGAAAUGUUCUCGGCUAGCACAUUUAACCCGAGAUGGUCGUGUCUGCACUUUCCAGCGUUUCCUUGCAAUGCCCGAGUCUGUUGCAGAUAGCUCUGUGCCGUUUUAUGCAGAAAAAUGAGGCAUCAGGGCUGGAAAUCGGAGCAUGGGGAGGAGCAGAGACUUCCGGGACUGCCUGGCAUUCCUCUUUGGCUGGGACCAGAGCUGGUUCCAGUGUGUUUGGCCUUCCUAGCCAGGGUCUGUUGUGAAGAGGAUCUGUGGGGGAUUGGCUUUGCCCAUUCUAAUCCUUCUGACUCUGUUUCCCCUGGAUGAAAUUGUGGGGGGAUUCCUUCCUUCCUUCCUUCCUUCCUUCCUUCCUUCCUUCCUUCCUUCCUUCCUUCCUUCCUUCCUUCCUUCCUUCCUUCCUUCCUUCCUUCCUUCCUUCCUUCCUUCCUUCCUUCCUUCCUUCCUUCCUGCCUUCCUGCCUUCCUGCCUUCCUUCCUGCCUGCCUGCCUGCCUUCCUGCCUUCCUGCCUUCCUUUUUCUCUCUCUCUGUUCCGUGUAGGAUCUUCAUCUCUUGUCCUUGCAAGAGUUUCUUCUUCAGCCCCUCGCCCGAAUUCUUCCGUCUGCCUGUCCUGUGUCACUACAAGUACCUCAUGACGUGGGCUCCACGCUUUCUUGCUCUGCUGGAAACCGCACUUCGUCGCCUCGUCUGGGGCUGCUAUACCCACGUUGCAUUUCAGGCGCCCUCUGCAAGCUCUGGACUUGCGCCUCUUCAUACCUCAACCCACAGGAUGGGCAAAGCCGGAGAAACCUGUCGGAGUUCUCCUCCCAUCCAAGACUGGAAGCUACCUCUGCACGUCAGUUCUGCAGAUCAAUCACGGGUCCUCUGGACCCCGUCCUGUUUGGGCAGACCCACCCAAAGCUUUUUUCUGCUCAUUCCAGUUUGCUUUGAGUUUCCAGCCAUCUCCUUUCAGUAUUGUGAUUGUUUUGUGUCCCGAAUUCCCCCUGGAGGGACGGGCUGUGUAGGCCUAGCUUAGCUAACCACCUUCUAACUGUGUGUUGUUUCGUAUCACAAUAAUAUUUACCUCAACAGUGGCCUGCGGCCGUGAGUUCCGCAGGCUGUACUACCUGAAGUUGCCUUUCUGACUUCAACAUGUGCCUUGUGCUGGGUAAAGGGGAGAGCGUUCGAGCUCCUCCUCGUUCUUCAGUAUUUUCAAAUACCUCAGUUGCAUCUCCCAUUACUGCCCUGCCCAGAAAUUGUUGCACAGUCUUUCUCUUACGCCAUCCUCCACACACCUGCGAGUCAUUUCUGCAUUUUACCGUCCUGGGAAACGGCAUUUGAAUUCUGGAACGUCGCUGCUUCGAGGAACUGCCUGGAGACAGCGCUGCUAGUCUUGUGUCGCUCAUCCAGCUUAAAACAAUUCGUUGUCCGCUUGUGGCUUCCAGUGUGGCGGAAGCUGAGCUUGGGACCUGUUUCCAGGCUCUGGCCAGUGUUUUCUUGCGAGAUUGUUUCACUGCUGCUUGUGUUUGCCUCAGCUUUUCUCCCCCUUCAGCUCAAAGCAGUGUUAGAUUCCAAACUUGGUGUUCAUCCUUGUAACCACUAUCGCUCUGUUGCAGCUGGAUUUCAGUCCAGUAGCACUCAGGAAACCAACAACAUGUUCAGGGUAUAAGUCAAAAGCUUCAGAGCUUCAGUGUAUCGUCGAAGACUUUCACAGCCAGAAUCACUAGGGCACAGGUGUCAAAUUCGCAGCCCUCCAGAUGUUAUGGACUACAGUUCCCAUCAUCCCCUGCCAGCAUGAUGCUGGCAGGGGAUU
Sphaerodactylus townsendi is the source of this 5088-nucleotide messenger RNA. RefSeq names its product PLAG1 like zinc finger 2 (gene PLAGL2). The transcript is spliced from 4 exons. Gene Ontology annotation, molecular function: DNA-binding transcription activator activity, RNA polymerase II-specific. Bases 499 to 1947 code for a protein of 482 amino acids. The record is from RefSeq and is a predicted model, not a curated record. NCBI's taxonomy places the organism in Eukaryota, Metazoa, Chordata, Lepidosauria, Squamata, Sphaerodactylidae.